Messenger RNA from Colletotrichum karsti, 3306 nucleotides. RefSeq lists its product as uncharacterized. Bases 1 to 3306 code for a protein of 1101 amino acids. The record is from RefSeq and is a predicted model, not a curated record. NCBI's taxonomy places the organism in Eukaryota, Fungi, Ascomycota, Sordariomycetes, Glomerellales, Glomerellaceae. The transcript has 2 exons.
AUGGAGAACGAACCGCAGUCCGCCACCUCCUCGAGGCGGGGUCGUCUGAUGGGGAAGCUGUUUGCUCUCAAGGAGAAGGAUCGCAAGCCGACCGCCGAAGAGACGGGAAACAACAUCAACGACUUCCUCAAUGGGCCCUCCGAUACCCUGCAGGUUUCCCACGCGACACCGCAGAGCGCCCUUCCCCAGCUCACGAAGCUCGACACCAGCUCAGCAACCCGCUACCCCCAGGCUCUCAAUGUCGCCAGUCACUCCCAGCAGAGCCUGACUCUCCCGAUUCACUCUGCUCGCAGUCCCGCGCAAAGCCCCGGUCUGCCACCCCCUCGGAGCCCGCGUCGCAUCAACAGGAGGAACCUGAAUGUUCGCUUUGUAGACUCAUACCCCGAGAUUAUCGGCGAGGGAGGUGACGAGUCGGAAAUCCCCGCUAUUGAGGUUUCGAGAAAUAAGAAGCAACGUCCACCCAUCGACACCCAACGCCAAAAGCCCAUAGCCGAAGUCCACGAUUCCCCGCCGAGAGCCCCCUCUGCACCGAAGAACGACGCCGACUUCGCCCCAGGCCGUCUGCGUCGCACCCAGACUGGAUUUUCUUCCAUCCAUGAGCCCGAGCCUAGAGAGCCUCUUCCUCCUCCUCCAGGUCCCAGGGAGGUUGCACCAGGUCACAAUGCCUCAGCGCCGUUCCUGGACACUCCUACCAGCGCCAAGGAUGAGAACCGGAAAUCCUUCAUCGAGUCUCACCAGGCGGAGAUGCGACAGGCAGAGGGCAGAGCUUUCGCUGAGGCCGCACGCUCAGCAAGCCAGUCUUCUCAACCUCAGGGCGAUGAGCGUGCUGGCUACACACCUGUCACACCUCAAAUAAUCGAGUCACCAACAAAGUCUCCCGACCUCCACAAGAACCCUCCCGACCAAAGUCCCUCUUCCGUUUACUCUGCUGGUAGCAGCUUUGGCCAGCAAAGCACUGCAGGUGGUGGUGCCAGCUUCUCGAGACAAACAUCUGUCAGCUCUCAGCACAAUAUGGCCCCUCCCGCUUCCAUGACUUCCAGACAGCCCUCCUUCAACCUGCACGACGCGGUCCUUGCAGUUGGGGAUGACGCCCUGAACACAUUUGUUGCACGCACACGCCAUCUGAAUGAGCUUUUCAGACUGCACGCUGAGACAAUCAAGCCCCUUUCAGCUUGUCAACCCUAUGAGCUGGCGCGUGCUGGUCUGUGGUGGUUCCUCAAAGGACGCAUGGCCCUUGAGGCAGCUGUGCGCGCCCGCCCUGGCAGUCCUCAAGAUCAGAUGCAAAACGACGUGGACCGUCAGCAGGCUUAUGCAAACCUGGCCAAGGGCUACUGGCUCGCUGAGGAGGCAAUCCCUGAGCUUAUGGCUGCCAAGGGUCUCCCACAGGAUGCUGGAAUCAAUGAGAUUCGCUCGACACUGGUUUCUACACUCAAAAAACUCACUGUUUCGAUGAAGCGGAACGGUUUCCUUCCUCCUGAGGAGGCUUUCCUGCCUCAGACCAUUGACAAGUCGAUUUGGGUCGAAUACCCCAGACUCAGCGUUGACAUGGUUGCUCUACUCACCGCAGACUCGCAAGCAGCCAUCACUGGCCAGGUCAAGGUUCCUUCGCCCCCUGAGAUCCUCGAUGCUCUUCCCCCUGGUGACACGGGUGACAACUUCACGUUCGGCAGAAUCAGCACGGACGUGUUCUUGAUGGAGCAGGGUAUGGAAUCACAGAGAUUCUACUUUCCCUGUCUCUUAUCAAUGGUUCGACCUCAGAAGCAGCCUAACCUCGUGUUCGUCAUCUCCAGUCAGCACGGAGAGGUCAACCUGCGAAUCCAGGGCAACAAGCAAAUCGGACCCACCUGGGAUGACGUGCGUUGGCGCAACGAGACCUGCUCACUUGAAGUCAAACUGCCUCGAGGUUUCAUGGUCGUUGCUCAGUGCUCGCAGUCCGACUACCGAAUGUUGUGGAGCAUGUACGACUUUGGUGCCAAGGUCCAGUCUACGCUCUAUCCCCGAUCAGAUGAACACUGCGCGUUCCGUGCCAACCUGCGAUCUUUCCAGUACUUCGAUUCUGACCCGCAGGCUCGCGCCUUCCCCAAAGAAGCUAUCCAAGGUUGCGACGUCGCGCUGUUCGAGAAGAUUCAGAAGGAGAACUCACCCACCGGCCCUCGAGCUUACCAUCGGGGCUUCAGAAUUACUGUGGUCACCGGCCCUCGCACCAGAACGCUCAGUGGCAUCAACCACAGCUACUCACCUCAACAACCGAUACCGUUUGGUUUCCUGCGCUCAGAUAACGGUGACCCAGCUGUGCUACUCAAGUACGACAAUGGCCGACAGAAAGUCACCAUGGUGCUCUCUUUCAGCGAUGAGAGGGAAAGAUCUUACUUCCAUACAUUGAUAGUUGGCACAAAUGUCCAGAAGGACGAGAGCAUCUUUGCAGACGUCCCCCUCCUCGGAUUCUCCAUCUCAACAUCUCUGAACGACAGCAAGUAUCUGCCGGGUAUUAGCAAGAUCCCGUGGACGGCGGUUCGUGUGAUCAACGAGGACGCGGAUGACGAAGUCCCCCGCACAGUUCUGUCCGACAAGUUGAGGGUCGUCGUUGAGUCCAAGCAAGGUUACCUUACCGACCGUAUCAAUGUCUCGCCUGGCGAAUUGCGAGUCAGACUGGAAGUCAAGGAUGCAAAGAGCUUGAUUGUGAUGCGACAGCCCCAAUUCGACAUGACGGCAGCAGUAUCGGACGGCUCUGUUGGCAAGGAGGUGCACAAGGAGUUGACGGAUAUGCUCCAGAUACUGCAGACUUCGCAGACCAUCCGCACAUACAGUUUCCCCACUCUCAAGGAACUUCACAACUUCCAGGCCGCUCUGACUGGUUUCACUGUUCUCUUCGACGGACUCGCCGCGGCGUUUGCCAUUUCUCGUCGGCGAAUGGUGGUGCCUAUCCACAAGAAGUGGGAGGCGGGUUGGACCAGAGUUCAGGUGAUCCAACAGAAUUCGAUCAUCCAGCUACUGGCCUUCUUCCCUGACUUCCACCACGGUCAAUGCAUGAACUUCGUUCUCAAAGGCACUGAUGUCUUCGAGACAUUCACUCGCAGCAGCAAGGCUGGUAUUAAGUUUGUCGACGCCAAGUUCCCCUUGCCGCGGAUGUCCAACGGCACCGAUGGACCGUCGGAUGACAUGGGAUUCAUCUGCAUCGACAUGCCGGAUCUGCCGGGAGAGCACGAUGACAUCUCCCUCCUCUUCGAGAACGAAGCGGAGCGUGACCGUCUUUGCAAGUGUCUUCCGGCAUCUGUCAGGGGCUCAAGAUCGCUGAGAGGCAAAUGA